Messenger RNA from Morchella sextelata, 1788 nucleotides. RefSeq lists its product as uncharacterized. The transcript has 2 exons. NCBI's taxonomy places the organism in Eukaryota, Fungi, Ascomycota, Pezizomycetes, Pezizales, Morchellaceae. Gene Ontology annotation, molecular function: phosphatidylinositol-3-phosphate binding. The record is from RefSeq and is a predicted model, not a curated record. Gene Ontology annotation, cellular component: retromer complex; retromer, tubulation complex; endosome. Gene Ontology annotation, biological process: retrograde transport, endosome to Golgi; intracellular protein transport. The coding region runs from base 1 to 1788 and encodes 595 amino acids.
AUGGACUACUCCGCGCUCGCCUCCGACACCGGCGGAUUCGGGGACGACCCCACCGAGCAGCCCUUUGCCGUGCAGCACGCCUCCUACACCCCCCACGAUGACACCGACCCGCCGUUCACGCCGGGCCCGUUCAACCCAAGCAUGGACGACCACGGCGGCUUCGGGCAGCCCCAGCAGCACCAUCAGGACGAUGGCUUCCUCAGUCCUGGCUUUGCCCCAGAGACGCCCCGCUUCCCUGUCCAGGCCCCGCAGCAGGAGCGGCAGCAGGAGACCCCCCAGCAGCACCACCAUGAGGAGGAGGUCGAGCACCCCCCGCAGCAGCACCACCAGGAGGAGCAUCACCAGCACCCGCAACCUCGGCAGCAACAACCCCCGCAGCAGCCCCAGCAGCAGAACCGCCCGCAGCACCGUCUCCAGGCAAAGAUCACCGCCCUCGAACGCACCGGCCGCAAGGACCUCAUCCUCAAAUUCGACGUCCACACAAACCUGCCCAAGUUCCGCACGACGCAGUUCCGCGACGUGCGCCGCACGCACCCCGAGUUCCAGAAGCUGGCCAACCACCUGCUCAGCAGCAACCCGGAGUGCAUCGUGCCGGCCGUGCCGCCGCCCGCCACCAGCGCCGGCGUCGGCACCGAGGAGGACGAGGCCCGCGUCAAGGCCGCCAUGCAGCGCUGGCUCAACACCGUCUGCAGCAACGACGUGCUCAUCCGCGACGAGGAGAUUGUCUUCUUUGUCGAGUCCGACUUUGGCUACAGCCCCGUCGUCCGCCGCAAGCAGCCCGCCACGGGCGUGCGCCGCCGCGUAAUCAAGCAGUUUGCGCCCCCGCCCGACGACACUCCGGAGCUGGAACAAGCCCGCCCCGUCGUCAAGGCCUUCUACCUGGGCACCAUGGAGACGGGCCAGAAGGUCGACCGCGUCGUCAAGUCGCGGCGCGGCGUCGGCCUCGCCGAGUCCGAACUCGGCAUCCGCCUCUUCGCCCUCUCCCAGACCGAGACACACCAAGGCAUGUCCAACGCCUUCCGCAAGCUCGGCAAAACCAUCCAAUCCGUCGGCGACUACCACGCCGCGCAGGCCACCGCCGAGGCCACAACCCUCGGCGACCCCCUCAACUACCACUCCUCGGACGCCUUCAUCGUCAAAGAAACGCUCACCAACCGCCAAAUCCUCAUGCGCGAGCUCGAAGCCGCCCGCAAGGACACGCGCUCAAGGCUCCAGACCGUCGAGGUCCUCAAGUCCAAGGGCGCCCUCAAGCGCGACAAGGUCGACGAGGCCCUGCAGGCCCUCGAGGAGGCAAAGGGCACCGAGACCCACCUCGAAAACAAGGUCAAGCGCGUCACCACAAACCUGGUCCUCGAGCGCCGCCGCUGGUUUGCGCGCACGGCCCGCGAGACCAGAAUGAGCAUCCGCGACUACUGCCUGCGCCAGAUUGAGGCGGAACGGCGCACGCUGGCCACGCUGGAGAGCGUGAGGCCGGACAUCCGCGCUAUUGAUGCGAGCGGCGGGUUGAGCCGCUUGGGGCGCGAUGCGCCGCCGGCGAGUCGGAGGGCUAGCCUCAGGGUGAGUCAGGGGCCGGCGGGGGAUGCGUGGAGUGGGGUGCAGCGGGUGCCGGGGGUGCAGCGGGUGCCGGGUGGGCUAGGUGGAUUGGGGGGGAUGGGCGGGUUGGGGGGCGAGGGGAAUGGCGUGGGGGGGGUGGUGAAGGAGGUUGAGGAGGAGGGGCUGGGCGUGGGGGAUGAGGAUAGGCUUGAUGCGAAGAAUGCGGCGAGUCGGUUGGCGGGGAGUACGUUUUAG